AUGAAGGCGUCCGCUACUUAUGAACGUAGGAGGAUCUCACAAGCCGGUGGUAAUGUCUCAGACGGCCGCGUGGCUGGAGUGUUGGAGCCCAGUCGUACUAUUGGCGAUUUUGAUGUUAAGAUGAAGAUCCCUCCUGACGUGAUUAGCAUCACACCAGAGGUGCGAUGUGUAGAUUUACUAAGUACAGGUAGAGGGGGAAGUGAGGAGACGCGAGAGUAUGGCGGCUUUGGGUUGAUAAUGAGCGCAACGGACGCACGUCAGGCUGGCUCAGUUGAUGAUUGUACCUGUCAAGUGGCCUUGGUGUAUGCACCACCUGGUGAAGGGGAAGCGAAGAGCAGUGCGAGAGAAGCAUGUGUUCAGUCUUCACCGUAUUGUGGUGAGGAUAAGGAAAACUCUGUGGAGAUGCAGAGUGGGGGGAAACGGCGUCGUAGACGCAAAAGGAAGCGCAAGAAGCGUGGUAGCAGCGCGGUUGAAGAAAUGCACGAAGCGGUGGUGACCGUAGAUAAUGGGAAUAACGAUGAGGUCAUCAGCCUGGCCUCGGACUUUGGCGUGGAAAUGGAGGAGAUAGUCACCUUACCAGUAGUAGAGGAGGAAGAGGAGAACCUCACGUUGUGGCGAGAUAAGGAGAACUCUGUGGAGAUGCAGAGUGGGGGAAAACGACGUCGUAGACGCAAAAGGAAGCGUAAGAAGCGUGGUAGUAGUGCAGUUGAAGAAAUGCACGAACCGGUGGUGACUGUAGAUAGUGGGAAUAAUGAUGAGGUCAUCAGCUUGGCCUCGGAUUUCGGUGUGGAAAUGGAGGAGAUAGUCAGCUUACCAGUAGUAGAGGAGGAGGAGGAGAACCUUACGUUGUGGCGGGUGAAGCAAUGGGCCACGGAAAUGGUAUCAUCAGAGGAGACAGAGUCGUCAUGUUCGGAUGAUGAUGAUGAUGAGUGUACACCAAAAUGGGGAGCAGGGCCGGCGAAUGGUAGUAUGUUGGAGUUUCUGUGGGGGGAAGUGGAGGGGAGGAGCAGCACGGGAUGUUUCUCAUCUGAGCUGAGCGGGUCGAGAUGCACUGAAUGCCGGUCGUUUGCACGGAGGGAAACUUCGAGAUGGUGUGGUACAACUUCGGGAGAUGGCCCCAUAGUUCUCUGUGGAGCGAAAAAAGAAGAAAAAGUAAAAGAAUGCCAGAGACGUGCGGAGAGGGCUGGAAAGGUGGGAAGUUGA
Perkinsus marinus ATCC 50983 is the source of this 1203-nucleotide messenger RNA. RefSeq lists its product as hypothetical. Bases 1 to 1203 code for a protein of 400 amino acids. The transcript has 10 exons. The record is from RefSeq and is a predicted model, not a curated record. Lineage: Eukaryota; Perkinsozoa; Perkinsida; Perkinsidae.